ACUCCCUUCCAAUAUUUCCCCCCAUCUGGUCUUGCGCCAGAUUACGCUACCUACCUCAAAGCAUGCCCUGGUCAUGAGCACCAAGAAUGAAGACCUGUCAUCAUCUCAGACUGUCUCUGCUCACUCCGACCACAUCAUGACCGUCAGUACCACCUCGCAGCGUCCGCCGCCCCCGGAGAAACCGGAGGCUAUACGGACGCGAUUCAAGGUCAUUGCAGCCUUCUGGGCUGUGAUCAUUUUUCUGGGAUUUCCGAUUUGGUGGAAGACCACCUCAAUCUAUCGAGCCUCCUUGCCCAUCCCGGACAUGAUCGAUUGGGCCGAUGGAAAGACCUGCCGUCCGGUUUUCCCACUGGAGAUUCGAGUCGAGACCCCCUUCCUGCCUGAGCCAGAGGCCCAGCACCUGGUCCGGACGACACAGCAUACUCUCGAUGACCUAAAUGAAUUCUCCGCACAUCAUCUACGGCUUAAGCUAUCGAACGAUAACGGCGAUGACCCGCUACAAGAACCGGCAGACACGGCCUUGACCGUGCGUCUCCUUUUACAAGAAGAUCUGGUCAACCCCAAGUCUGAACUCCAGCACGAUACCACUCAACUGGAUGUCUAUUAUACUCCGAGCCAGGUCCCGCCCCUGUCGUCAGUCAACCCACCGUUGUCCGCUUAUAUCGCCGGGGAGCUUCAGCAGCUGUUCACCGAGGAGAAGGCCAUCAUUGCGCAAAUCCUGUCAGAUAGUCCUGCAACCGGUGCGGCAGCCACCAGUCAGUCGCCCUCGGCUAUGCUUUCCUCCAUCUCUCCCCAGCUUGCGGAGAGCAUCGCCAAGCGCCUCCGACGCUCCAUGAAGUACGCCGAUACCUAUCACCUCGCCUUUUCCUUGUUCACUCCCGGGGCGGAACCCUCGUCGUGGGACAUCCAGGCCGCAGUCCAUGAAUACAUCGUCCCGCUGCUGCAAGCCUUCUCCCCGAUCAGCAAUUUCACAGUCGACACGCAGGUGCAGCUGUAUGCGACUUUUGCACCUACGGCACCCGCGCCCGAAUACGAUGAGGAGCACGCAGCCUGGACUCUGAAGCCUGAAGAUCUCAGUGCGUUCAUCAACGCAGCUGAAUGGCCUCUCAGCCCCAGCAUAGGUCCGGGCCCGACUAUCAAUUUUAUUCUCUACGUGCCGGAAGCAGCGCAGUCCCCUUUGGUUGUCAAGGACAGCCUGGCCACGAGCUGGGUCGUCCCUCAGUGGGGCGGCGUUUUUCUUCUCAAUCCCGCCAACAGCACCCAGCUGCGUCACCUCUCGCGCGAAGACCUUCAAACCGCCUUUUUGACAUUCUCCCAUCAACUCCUCACCCUGCUCGGGGCACCUGCCACCCCGGCUGCGCUGCCUUUCCGACUGCAGACCCUCACCCGCAUUCGCGCUGCGAGCCUGCUCCUCUCUGCUUCCUCUACUAUGGGCUCCCUCGCCCGGCUCACUGAGUCGCUUCCAUCCAUUCCCAUUCCUGCCACUGUGGCUACAUCUGUGGCGACGACACUCUCUCAUCUGACAUCAGCGUGUGAGCAUCUCCGGCGGGGACGGUUCCAAGCCGCGCUCGCGGAUGCUCGAGUUGCCGAGACGGCGGCCGAGCGCAGCUUCUUUGAAAAGAGCAUGGUGGGCCAGAUGUAUUUUCCGGACGAGCACAAGGUGGCUGUGUAUUUGCCUCUGUUGGGACCUAUUGGCGUUCCUCUCAUUGUCGGCUUACUAAAGGAGGUCAAGAAGGCGAUCGCUUUGCGGAAGGCCCGGCAGGUAUCAUAGUUCACAGUUGUACAGUAAAUAGUCUCAUUCAAGCAACUUCUUUU
This is a messenger RNA of Aspergillus saccharolyticus JOP 1030-1, 1815 nucleotides long. It is a transcript of the gene PIG-S, whose product is annotated as GPI-anchor transamidase GPI17. Gene Ontology annotation, cellular component: GPI-anchor transamidase complex. Gene Ontology annotation, biological process: attachment of GPI anchor to protein. The record is from RefSeq and is a predicted model, not a curated record. The coding region runs from base 74 to 1771 and encodes 565 amino acids. The transcript is spliced from 2 exons. Lineage: Eukaryota; Fungi; Ascomycota; Eurotiomycetes; Eurotiales; Aspergillaceae.